Messenger RNA from Apis laboriosa (Himalayan honeybee), 1435 nucleotides. RefSeq names its product tubulin alpha-1 chain-like. Gene Ontology annotation, molecular function: GTP binding; structural constituent of cytoskeleton. Bases 50 to 1348 code for a protein of 432 amino acids. Lineage: Eukaryota; Metazoa; Arthropoda; Insecta; Hymenoptera; Apidae. Gene Ontology annotation, cellular component: cytoplasm; microtubule. The record is from RefSeq and is a predicted model, not a curated record. Gene Ontology annotation, biological process: microtubule cytoskeleton organization; mitotic cell cycle. The transcript is spliced from 4 exons.
UUUUUAGCGUGAAGUACUGUCAGUUCAUAUUGGCCAAGGCGGCGUCCAAAUGGGCAACGCUUGUUGGGAAUUGUAUUGUCUUGAACAUGGCAUACAACCCGAUGGCAUGCUUCCACCUACAAGUUGCUCCAGCGACGAAGGUUUUCAAACUUUCUUUAGCGAAACUGGUGGUGGGAAAUAUGUUCCACGAGCGGUAUUUUUGGAUCUUGAACCUACAGUUAUUGAUGAAGUACGAACUGGAACUUAUCAUCAACUGUUCCAUCCCGAACAACUAAUUUCUGGUAAAGAAGAUGCGGCAAACAACUAUGCUCGAGGCCAUUAUACUUUGGGAAAAGAAAUAAUUGAUUUAGUCCUUGACAGAAUUCGCAAGAUCGCCGACAUGUGUACCGGUCUUCAAGGGUUCCUUAUUUUCCACGCGUUUGGUGGUGGUACAGGUUCUGGAUUCACCAGUCUAUUAAUGGAACGACUUUCCAUGGAUUAUGGCAAAAAAGCCAAGCUUGAAUUUGCAAUUUAUCCUUCUCCGCAAAUUUCUACUGCAGUGGUAGAACCUUAUAACGCCAUCUUAACUACACAUACAACUUUAGAGCAUUCAGAUUGUGCUUUCCUCGUGGAUAAUGAAGCGAUCUAUGAUAUCUGCAGGAGAAACUUGGAUAUAGAAAGACCUACUUACACGAAUUUAAAUAGAUUAAUUGGUCAAAUAGUAUCUUCUAUUACGGCUUCUUUGAGGUUUGAUGGGGCAUUGAACGUCGAUUUAACUGAGUUUCAAACGAAUUUAGUCCCAUACCCGAGGAUUCAUUUUCCCUUAGCCACUUAUGCGCCAAUUGUUUCGAUCGAAAAAGCUUAUCAUGAGCAACUGACAGUGAUGGAGUUGACGUCAUCUUGUUUUGAACCAGCUAUGCAAAUGGUAAAAUGUAAUCCUCAGAGAGGAAAAUAUAUGGCAUGCUGUUUACUAUAUAGAGGAGAUGUGGUACCGAAAGAUGUGAAUGCAUCCAUCGCGACUAUAAAAACAAAGAGAGCAAUACAGUUCGUCGAUUGGUGUCCUACUGGAUUUAAGGUAGGAAUUAAUUAUCAACCACCGACAGUGGUACCUGGUGGUGAUCUUGCUAAAGUACAACGAGCUAUGGCAAUGCUUGCAAAUACUACUGCAAUUGCUGAAGCAUGGACGAGAUUAAAUAGAAAAUUUGAUUUAAUGUUUGGGAAACGUGCAUUUGUUCAUUGGUAUGUGGCUGAAAGUAUGGAUGAAAGUGAAUUUAACGAAGCAAGAGAAGAUUUGGCUGCAUUAGAAAAGGAUUACGAAGAAGUAGGCAUGGACUCGACAGACGCAGGCGAAGGUGAAGAUGAAAAUUAAUCUCACAUGAAAUCACAUCUAAUAUUUUUGACAGGAAUGAUUUAAAUGAACGGCGAAUUCAUAUAUUUUGUACAAAUUAUACACUGU